CCGGCUCGCGCGGUGCAUGCGUGGAAAUGCAUCCUCGGAAGUACAGGCUCAACCUGAAAAAGACAGGAAGCAGAGAAAGCGAUAACCUACUCUUCCUACGGUGGCCUGAAGGAGAAGCGAAGUCGGCGUAGAAGAAUUUGUUAUUUCUGGGACUCACAGUUGCGAUGUCUUUCAAGAGAGAAGGGGACGACUGGAGUCAGCUCAAUGUGCUAAAAAAACGACGAGUUGGAGACUUAUUGGCCAGUUACAUCCCAGAGGAUGAGGCGCUGAUGCUGCGGGAUGGACGCUUUGCGUGUGCCAUCUGCCCCCAUCGCCCAGUACUGGACACCCUGGCCAUGCUGACUGCCCACCGUGCAGGCAAGAAGCAUCUGUCCAGUCUGAAACUCUUCUAUGGCAAAAAGCAGGCAGGCAAGGAAACAGGGCAAAAUCCAAGACAGCAGAAUGACCUGAAGACAGAAAACAAAGCUGAGGCGCCUUUGCUAACCCAGACUCGACUGAUCACGCAGAGUGCUCUGCACAGAGCUCCCCACUAUAACAGCUGCUGCCGGAGGAAACACAGGUCUGGACUUGGAAACCCGAGUGGGAAAAGACCGGAAGCCCCUGCUCCCUCUGUCUCCAGUUCUCCUUUGCCAGCCCCAGAGGUUGGACUCCAGAGUGCAAAGAUCAGUAGGGAACCCGAGCCUAAGGCAGGAUCACAUGCCAAAGAGUCAUCUGCUCCCAUGAGCCCCACAAAACGACGAAUCCUGAACCAUUACCUUACCCUCCGAAGCUCGGGAUGGGUCCCAGAUGGACAAGGCCGAUGGAUAAAAGAUGAGAAUGUUGAAUUUGACUCGGAUGAGGAAGAGCCCCCUGAUCUCCCUGUGGACUAACAACCCCGCUCCCCAUUUGUUCCACGAUAAACUGUAGUGGGUCCUGGGAGCCCAAUGGUCCUCGAGUCGGGUUCCUUGUUCGACCUUAGGAUUUCAGAUCUCCUGCAGUGUCCAUGGCUCGCCACACUCUGACCCCUCCCCCACUCUCUACCAAAGCCUUGCCAAGCGUCAGCUGCAUUCAGCCCGGUGCCCUAUUAAUAAGUCUGUCAGGAGGAGGUCCCUGCCCUUCGUGUAGUCUGACUCCCUCCCCACCUCCACCCUCAGUCCCUUUCCUUCAGCUCACAUGUGGACGGCCAAUGGGCACAGGGGCUCUGGCCACCUCUGUCUGCAGAGAGCACUGUGGCCAAGUGCCCUGUGAAGAGACUGAAGCCUUUGGCAGAUUUAUGGGGAACACAAGGGACAGAGCUCCCCCUCUUCCUAGUAACCUGAACCUCCCUGCCUGCUGAUCCCCAGAGUAUAAAUAAUCCCUUGAUGAACUGGCAGUAACCCUUGAGGGGUAGCGCCAAGAUUCCCACCCCAACCCAAGGAAGAAGACAGGCGGCGUGAACAAAAGGGAUUUUAUUUACAGGAAAGGGAAGAGAGAUGAGGAUUUAUGUGUCCAGGGCUCUCAUCUCUUGUUAGCAAAAGGAAGGGUGACGCUAUCUCUUCUUUUGCUGGCGACCUGUAAAGGGAGAAUGGUGAGCACAGCUUCAUCUCUUGUUUUGGCAAGGGCGUGUUUCUCUUUCCCUUUCCUUAGACUUAUAAACUGCUGCCCCAGGCCACCUGAGGGGCCUGUCCCAUGUUAACAGCAAAUCAAGAACACACACUGAGAAAUAAAAGGACGUGUUUCUGGGCGGUACUGUCA
Molecule: messenger RNA, 1713 nt
Organism: Myodes glareolus (Bank vole)
Lineage: Eukaryota; Metazoa; Chordata; Mammalia; Rodentia; Cricetidae
Gene: Scnm1
Product: sodium channel modifier 1
Biological process (GO): RNA splicing
Cellular component (GO): nucleus
Source: RefSeq, a predicted model, not a curated record